UUGAAAUUAUUUUUCAGUUUAGAUUUCUAUUACUUCUAUAAGGUUAUGGAUAGUAAAUAAAACAUCGUGAGUGCGAGCUGGCGGAAAAUAUCGCUUAAAAACAAGAAAAUGAAAAAUCACCUGUUUCAAUUCCGGAUAUCUUAGCCAUGGAAGAUAUUACAAAAAUGUAGCUAAUGUUUAAAAGCUGUCACUUGAAGUAGUGAACCGUAAAUUUACUGGCGAUUUGUUUGGUCUUAUAUACAAGACACCUAUCUUAUUCAUCAGGACUUUUGCAUUAGUCUUUCUCAGCUUGUAACACGAGGAUCCGCCAAAACUCACCAACGGAUCGAGUCCAUAGCCAAAGAUGAUUUUCGUGAAGAUAGUGACCAUUUGCCUGAUCAGCAUGUUUGCAGCAAGCGUGAUUGCCAGUCGCUCUCGCCGACAGGUAGUUAACUGCACUCCUCAAGAAAUUCAAGAGCUAAUUAGUAUGGGUAUCGACAUAGAAAGAAGUACAAUUGAUUGUAGUGUUGGUAGAUCUAGGGCAGACAAAAACAGCAGGCAUCACAACAAGGUCAAAGCUCACAAGGACCAAAGCCAUACUAACUGCAUCAUUGACGCGAAUGGAAUAAAAGUAAAUCCAUACGAAGGCCAAUAUUGCUGUAGCCCUAGCUGCGACAGAUAUGCAAAGCAUAUGUUUUGUAUCAAGCCAAAGUUCAUUGAAUGCUAGAAAAUGACUCUUGACAUAAAGUGCAGAAACUGCUCAAUAAAUCUUUACAACUCA
Exaiptasia diaphana is the source of this 760-nucleotide messenger RNA. RefSeq lists its product as uncharacterized. NCBI's taxonomy places the organism in Eukaryota, Metazoa, Cnidaria, Anthozoa, Actiniaria, Aiptasiidae. The coding region runs from base 344 to 706 and encodes 120 amino acids. The record is from RefSeq and is a predicted model, not a curated record. The transcript is spliced from 4 exons.